GCCUGGUCUGUUGUUCGCCUUUGAUUUCGGAGUGUCUCCUUCUCACCUUCUCAAACCAACACAGCCAUUCAAACAGGCGAACCCUCCCUCCAACCUUCAACGACACCUCUCCAAUCCCCACAUUUUCUCUCGCCCACCACCAAAAUUGAACAUAACUCUUGGGACUCCUUCUUCCGACGAAAUUUCAAUCUUUUUUAAAGGUUUUUCAGAAUUUGAUUGCCAUUUAUAGAUAAUUUUCCGGCACCGGCGAUGUCGUCUGGCGGUCCUACGGGCUCCUGCAACACCAGCCCAAGGAUGUCGGGGCCUACCACCACUAGACGACGCGUCGCAGACAAUAUGGACGCCGAGAAACAGACUGCCUUUUCAGAUUUCUGUGAGGUCGAACAAGACGACACCAACGGCUCUAAUGCUUCUGUUUCUGCUUCUUCUGCUGGGUCCCACCACCAUCAUAACAACCACCUUCACCCCGUGAUUCGGUUUCUCCUGCUUCGCAUGCGGAUACUCUUCUUUGUGUCCGAUUCGUUCGUCCUUCGCAUUGAACACUUUUUCCUCUGGCUUGCCACGGUGAUUCAGUCGAUGAGAUCCGGCAAGAACAGGGGUCGUAAGAUUCUAGGGAUUUUUAUGUUCUUGAUAGUUAUACCUCUUAUCGUGAAGGUAUCGUUGAUUGGUGGUCUCAUGGAGGUUAAAGGGAGGAGUAUAGGGCAUGGUCAUUUGAUCUUGCAGAGGUUCAAAGAGGACUGGGUAUCGGCGCAGAGAGUUCUCACCGAGGCCCAGACGGAGCCCUCCAUGCCCAAGCGAGUUCUUGAGAGGGUAUCUACUCCCGAGAUAUGGAUGAAACCCAAUAGCGACAACUAUUAUAAAUGCAUUUCACGAUCCGGGAAUAGAACCGAGACACAAACAAAUGGCUAUCUUCUUGUUCAUGCUAAUGGCGGGUUGAAUCAAAUGAGAACAGGAAUAUGCGAUAUGGUUGCAGUGGCAAAGAUAAUGAAUGCCACCCUUGUCCUUCCAUCUCUCGAUCAUGAUUCCUUUUGGACUGAUCCAAGUGGCUUUAAAGAUAUAUUUGACUGGAAGCACUUCAUCCAAGUCUUAAAACCUGACGUUGAGAUAGUUGAGUAUCUGCCAGUCAAAUAUGCAACUAUAAAACCUCUCGUGAAGGCUCCUAUUUCUUGGUCAAAGGCUAGUUACUACAGAGGUGAGAUUCUCCCAUCAUUAAAGCGACAUAAGGUCAUUCAAUUUACACACACAGAUUCCCGAAUAGUCAACAAUGGCCUUGCUUCCUCUCUUCAGAAGCUCCGAUGCCGUGCCAACUAUGAAGCUCUAAGGUACAUCCCAGACAUUGAGGAGCUUGGGAGGACUUUGGUUGAUAGGCUAAGAAACUAUGAUGAACCAUAUAUUGCCCUUCAUUUAAGAUACGAGAAAGAUAUGCUAGCUUUUACUGGCUGCAGUCACAACCUUACUGCCGAGGAGGCUGAGGAACUUAGAAUAAUGAGGUACGGAGUCCAGCAUUGGAAGGAAAAAGACAUUGAUGCUGUUCAACGACGACUAGAGGGUGGUUGCCCUAUGUCCCCUAGAGAGGCAGCUAUCUUUCUCAAGGCCAUGGGUUACCCUUCCACUACAACAAUCUACAUCGUUGCAGGGCCUAUAUAUGGUCGCAAUAGCUUGUCUGACUUGACUGCAGAGUAUCCUAAUGUCUUCACUCAUUCCACCCUUGCAACUGAAGAAGAGUUAGAGCCUUUCAAGCCAUAUCAGAACCGCCUUGCUGCCUUGGAUUACAUUGUGGCGCUGGAGAGUGAUGUCUUUGUUUACACUUACGAUGGAAAUAUGGCCAAGGCUGUGCAGGGCCAUAGGAUGUUUGAAGGAUUCAGGAAAACAAUUAAUCCUGACAGAAUGAAUUUUGUUAGAUUGAUUGACCAGCUUGAUGAGGGUACCAUGUCUUGGGAAGAUUUUUCUUCCAAGGUUAAAAGUCUGCAUUCGAAUCGGCUGGGUGCGCCUUAUCUUCGGCAGGCAGGUGAGUCACCUAGGAUGGAGGAAAAUUUUUAUGCCAACCCCUUUCCUGGUUGUGUCUGUAACAAAUCUCAGGAAUUCAUCACAAGCCUGAAACUUGACCAGAGACUGAAUCUAGCUGCUGAGUCACAAAGAUAGUAUUUUUUCCGCUAUGACUAUCCCAUGCACCUUUGUUCAUGAUAGAUUAUGAAUUUAUGAUGUCACUGCCUAAGAGGCACAUUCGGGUUGUGGUGGAAAACGUACUUCAUUUCACAGCCUGGUUGAUGGUAGGCUGCUGUGAAUGAUCAAGGAGCUUUUCGGGUUUUCAUGCCACUAAAAGAGGAGUUUCUGUUUAGGCAAAUUCCGUGAGAAGGUCAAAAGGAGGCCAAACAAUGUAGGAAGUAAAGGCCAGUCGCGAGUUAGUUUAUAGUGUGAGAUUGAUUGAGAAUUUGAGAUUGGAGAGUAUAUAUCCCCAUUGGUCUGAGAGUUAUACCAUUCGUUCGUUCAUUCGUUGAUUCUUGCUUUGACCAUAAGUUGCUCACAGAGAGAGCAUCAUCUGAUUUUUGAAUGUAACAUUUGAUACAGUCCGGAGUAGAAGUUUAGCUUCACACGUUGACGUAGAUGUAUUGUUAAUAAUAUAUUCUGUUAUUUGGUGUUGCCACUGUACAAUUAUUA
Molecule: messenger RNA, 2658 nt
Organism: Prosopis cineraria
Lineage: Eukaryota; Viridiplantae; Streptophyta; Magnoliopsida; Fabales; Fabaceae
Product: O-fucosyltransferase 19
Exons: 8
Coding region: 250-2142 (630 amino acids)
Cellular component (GO): cytoplasm
Source: RefSeq, a predicted model, not a curated record